CAACUCAACCACACCCUUAAAAAAGGCAAGCAAAGCCCCAUACCAAGCACACGCACCUCUCUGCUUUUUAGUUUCCUCUACAACUCUUCCUCUCUGCAGCUGCUCAUACCAUCAUCCUUCCUAGUCAGACACAAGAACACGAGCAGGGGGAGUUUCUUCCAUGGCGGUGGCCACGGAGACUCCGUUCCACGUCCUGGCCGUGGACGACAGCCUCCCAGACAGGAAGCUCAUCGAGAGGCUCCUCAAGACCUCUUCAUUCCACGUCACCACUGUCGAUUCCGGGAGCAAGGCUCUCGAGUUCCUGGGGAUCCAUGGCGAGGACAGCAGCCCAGUUUCUGUUCAUGCGGAUCAGCUGGAGGUUGCGGUGAAUCUGAUAAUCACAGACUACUGCAUGCCUGGCAUGACAGGAUAUGAUCUGCUCAAGAAGAUCAAGGAAUCAUCGUCUCUAAGAGAUAUCCCUGUGGUGAUCAUGUCGUCCGAGAACAUUCCUUCAAGGAUCAAUAGAUGCCUGGAAGAAGGAGCGGACGAGUUUUUCCUAAAACCAGUGAGGCUAUCAGACAUGAGCAAGCUGAAGCCCCACAUACUGAAAAGCAGAUGCAAGGAGCACUACCAGGAACAGCACCAGCAAAGCGACAGCAACAGCAACGAAUGCAGUAACCCCACAAACGACAGCAGCAGCAGCGAUAACAGCAGCAGCCGCAAGAGAAAGGCAGAAGACAACGAAGUUUUGCCCCAGACAAACAGAUUAAGGCACAGUUAGUUAGCUGCAAACUGAUUAUAGGAAGAAUUAGCCCCCUUUUUUCUCCCUUUAUUCUUUGUUUUACUUAGCUUUUGGCAAGCUAAUUUGUAACACAGAUGUUAGCCCUUGAUUUGCAAAAUAUAAUGGAACCCGUAAACCGGAUA
This is a messenger RNA of Setaria italica (foxtail millet), 903 nucleotides long. Its product is annotated as two-component response regulator ORR9. Gene Ontology annotation, biological process: phosphorelay signal transduction system; cytokinin-activated signaling pathway. The record is from RefSeq and is a predicted model, not a curated record. Bases 161 to 760 code for a protein of 199 amino acids. Lineage: Eukaryota; Viridiplantae; Streptophyta; Magnoliopsida; Poales; Poaceae. The transcript is spliced from 4 exons.